UUAACUGUUGGAUGUUGAGUGAAAAAGUCGCGAUAAGAAAUAUCGUAUAUUAAUGAUGACAGAUAAACAACUUUAUCUCAAAUCAAUUCCUUUUGACUCAAAAAGUGUUAGAUCAGAGUCAGAAGAUGUUAAAGAUUUGAUCGUGCAGACUUUUAGACGCGCAUCGGAAGAUCUGGCGACAAUUCAUCGACCUUCAUCGGCGUUUAUUGCACAAAAGAAUUUUAUCAUGGAAUUAUUUACAAGUCACAAUGGAAGCAGUCGAUCACUUGACUCACCUUCUUCCAUUUUAAAAGACAAACAUUUGGAAAAUAUAUUUAAAGAAAAAAGCAGGAAAGUUGGAAAAGAUUCACUCUUCUUAAUGCUAUCGGUGUUAUACGCUAAACUUAUCUUCGUCUUAGGAAUUGCUUUUCCUGUUACUGACAUUUUAUCAACCCGUGCCGACGUUUCAAAGAGUUUUUAUCAAGGAUUUUAUCUUUAUCUUUAUGUUGGCAGUCUAACAUUUCUGAUUUUUGUUUUUGCUACUCAUCUAAAAAAUCGUAAUUUAUUUUCAAUCAUCGACACAUACGAAGAAAAAUCAAACAAUUUCGGUACAACAAACGAAAAAAAGCGUGUGAUCAGAUAUGGAAGUUUCUAUCUUCGUGUGGGCGCAAUCGCUUUUGGAAUUGGUUCGAUGGUUUAUUUAGGACUGGAAUUUGGACAAUACUUUGAAAUGAAAGCAGAAGACCAUUGUCAAAAUGCUUUGUUGGCACUCAAUCCUGCAGUACAAAUGAUUCUCACAAUUUUUCAAAUGCAAUUCAUUUUUCUUAAUACAAAAGAACUUCACAUGACACGAUACAAAAAUCUAUCAAGAUUUGGAUUGAUGCACAUGAUAGCAACGAAUCUAUGUGAAUGGAUUUAUGUACUUGUUGAAGAAACGAAACAUGAGAUUGAUCAUCUUAAUUUCGUUCAUAAUAUUCAUAAGCGAGCGACAUCACUUACGGUUGUCAUUGAAUGUCGAAGAGAGAGUAUUAUGGGACGUUUAGUGCAAAAUGUUUCUCCAUUUCUUUUUCCUUGCACCAUCGAAUAUUCACUCAUUUGCGCCGUGAUUCUUUAUGAGAUGUGGAAGAAAAUUCAAAUAAAUCAUAACCACUUCUUGAAACGUCAAGAUUCAUUGAUGGGUCAUCACACUCACAGAAAUGUCCAUUACUUGUCGGUUGAUUGCUCGCGAGCUCAUCGUGGAUUAUUUGCCGGCAUAGUCUGCAUUGUCAUGAUAAUAAUUUCACUUAUCAUGUUCUUUGUGUUGGAUAAUGAGAAUAAACUUAAAUCAACUGCUAUCAUUGAAAUAACAUACAGUGAGAUAGCUUUGUAUGUUAUCACAGCCAUUGCUGUUAUAAUUGCGAUGAUGAAGAUGCAGAAUUUGCAGUUUCUAAAACCAUCACAAUCUGGCAUUGGACUUGAUUGCACACUUCUUCUUUUGGCUCAAAGUGGAGUUUACAUUUAUUCCAUGUUUAGUAUUCUCGGAUGUUUUCUUACAAGACAUCAAUACAACUAUAGUUUUCUUGGGCUGAUUUCGGAAGUUUUUUCUAUCAUUCAAACAUCACUUCAAACAAUUUUUAUUUUGGAUGCAUGGUGGCGUCGUAUAAAAGGACAAGAGCAGAAUAGAAAGAAACCAGGCCGUGAAAUUAUAACUUUCCUUCUCAUUGCAAACAUGGCAAUUUGGUUUAUUAACUGUUUGAUUAAGAAUCGAGCAAGUUUUCGUGUUUCUCAUUUGGAGUUCUUUGGCGUUGGGGCCUGGACGAUUAUCACCCACACCUCAAUGCCUUUGGCAAUUUUCUACAGAUUCCACUCGACAAUUUGUCUCUUUGAAAUAUGGAAAAUGUCUUACAAGCUAAAGAAUGAGGAAGACGAGCAUUAAUUUUCUAAAAAGCUUCAAUUAAUCAUUUUGUUUUUCUCACCAAUAACAACAAGAAAUCGAGUUCAAGAGCUUUGGAAACAUGGCAACAACGCUUGAUUUUGAUACAAAACAAUAAACACUUACCACGCUUCAGACGUUGUGUAUUUCAUAAACCAUAAUAAAAUGUACGACUGCUGCCAAGAAGAAUCAAUUCCUAUUUAAAGAAACACCAUAAAUGGCCACGGCUUUUGCAAAAAGAAAUCUUUUAAGGAGUCGACUUUACGUGUUGCACUUGAAUUCAAAUUGAGCGUGAACAAACUUUUCCUUUUUUAAUUUUAUGAAUCAUAAAGAAAUUUAUAAAACUGUAGAAUUCUGUAAAUAUCUGGACGAGUAUUUCAAACAUUUCAAUAAAAUAAUCUCGCGAAGUUUUUCAAUUUAAGUCAAUUGCUGAAGUAUGAAAGGGAAAAGUUGUAGGAAAUAAAAGUUCUUUGACUCAACAGUGAAAAAAAUUUCCUUAAGUCAUCCAGAACACUGAAUUAUGAAAUCAAUUUAUCAUUUUCAAACUUUUGUGAGCUAAAAUUCGUUCUUAGUGAAUUUUAUUGACAAGCAAGAAAUCAAAAUCGAUUUUAAUGAAUGGAAGAUAAUAAACAAGAAAAUAUUUUUUUAAGAAUAACUUGCGUGGGCGAUGUUAAUAUUUUUAUCCAACAAUACAUAAAUAAAAUAACAGGACACAAAUGGAAGUU
Molecule: messenger RNA, 2616 nt
Organism: Clunio marinus
Lineage: Eukaryota; Metazoa; Arthropoda; Insecta; Diptera; Chironomidae
Source: the annotation of a GenBank genome assembly